AUGAGCCUGCCCUGGGCCGAGCGCGCCCGCGAGCCGCCGCCCGGCCCCGAGCAGAGCGCCUGCGGCGGCCUCGCGCCGGGCUCCUGGCUCGGCGUCUGCUGCGCCGCCCGCCUGCCCGCCGCCGCCUCGCCGCGAUACCUGCUGCCCGCCGAGGACGACGAGGCGGCGGCGGCGGAGGGCGGCGCGGCGCGGGGCGGCGGGAGCAGCCCCGGCGGGGCGCGGGGAGGCGGGCGGCCGCGGGGCGGCGGCGGCGGCCCCGGGCUGCGGGCGCAGGUGAGCGGCGUGCAGAAGCAGCGGCGGCUGGCGGCCAACGCGCGGGAGCGGCGGCGGAUGCACGGGCUGAACCACGCCUUCGACCAGCUCCGCAAUGUCAUCCCCUCCUUCAACAACGACAAGAAGCUGUCCAAGUACGAGACGCUGCAGAUGGCGCAGAUCUACAUCAGCGCCCUGGCCGAGCUGCUGCACGGCCCCGCCGCCCCUUCCGACGGCUCCGGCAAGGCCGAGCACCGCGGGGCCCCCUUCGAGCCGCCCUGCGCCGCCGCCGGGGCCGGAGCUCCGCCGGGGCCGCCGGCGCCGCCGCCGGGGCCGCCCAGAGCGUCGCCCCCCGGGCACGGCCGGACUCGCUUCCCCCCGCCGCCGGCUGCGGGGGGCUAUUCGGUGCAGCUCGACCCUCUGCACUUCUCCUUUGCGGAGGGCGCCCUGAUGGGACAGAGAGCCCCUUCCCCCGCCCUCCUCCUGCCGCAGCCCGGGCAGCCGCCGCAGGAGAGGAGCAAGACGUCGCCCCGGUCCCACAGGAGCGACGGGGAGUUCUCGCCCCGCUCCCACUACAGCGAUUCGGAUGAGGCCAGCUAAGGCAGGGGCGUCGUCCCCGGCACCCCCGCAAGUCCGCCUCUCGAAGCACAGACUCUGCCGUGGGGUGAGCAGCCGGACGCGGUGCCGCCACGGACGGCAUCGGCUCCCUUCGGUCGCUUUGAAAUCCGCCCCCUCGUCUCCCACACCCGGCAGCCUCCGGUUUGUCCAGAGGGGAUGGCUGUUAGCGAGUGACUGUACCCGCCCUGUCUGUCAGGGUCGGUUGGUUUGUUUUAAUUUUUAGUUUACACUUCGAAAAUUUCUUUCGCCUAGAAGUCGUUGCCGUUCCCUCCUGCCAACACGCCACCUCGCAGCGCGGAGCCUGCCUCGCCCCGUCGGUGAGCAGGUGAUGCGCAGGGAGACAGCCUAGCCCCGCUCCCGCUGCCGGGGGUGCCGCCGGCGCCAUCCAUCCCCACCCAGCCGUGAACCCGCCCUGACACCCCCGUCUUCCAGGACACCGAUCCUGCCGUGGGUCGCAUUGCUGUGGAAACACAUACACACACACACACAGACACACAUACA
This is a messenger RNA of Taeniopygia guttata (zebra finch), 1371 nucleotides long. It is a transcript of the gene ATOH1, whose product is annotated as atonal bHLH transcription factor 1. The record is from RefSeq and is a predicted model, not a curated record. NCBI's taxonomy places the organism in Eukaryota, Metazoa, Chordata, Aves, Passeriformes, Estrildidae. Gene Ontology annotation, molecular function: protein dimerization activity; DNA-binding transcription factor activity, RNA polymerase II-specific; E-box binding. Gene Ontology annotation, cellular component: nucleus. Gene Ontology annotation, biological process: positive regulation of transcription by RNA polymerase II; axon development; sensory organ development.